Molecule: messenger RNA, 4731 nt
Organism: Sclerotinia borealis F-4128
Lineage: Eukaryota; Fungi; Ascomycota; Leotiomycetes; Helotiales; Sclerotiniaceae
Source: the annotation of a GenBank genome assembly
AUGGUGUCUACAAUUCCUAAAAAUCCUACGCGGAUUGCUAUUCUAGGCAAAGAAGAUAUCAUCGUUGAUUUCGAUAUCUGGCGCAAUUUUGUGGCAGAAGAUUUGAUCUCUGACCUGCCCUCAUCUACAUAUGUUCUCAUCACAGAUACCAAUCUCUCCCCUCUCUAUGUCCCUGCUUUCCAACAGUCCUUCGAAGCUCUCGCUGCCAAAUCGAGCUCAACACCUCGACUUCUUACAUACGAAAUUCCACCGGGCGAGAACUCCAAGAGUAGAGAAACAAAAGCCGAGAUUGAGGAUUGGAUGUUGUCACACCAAUGUACAAGAGAUACGGUCAUAAUUGCUCUGGGAGGGGGAGUCAUUGGUGAUAUGAUUGGCUAUGUUGCAGCAACUUUCAUGCGAGGUGUACGAUUCGUACAAGUCCCAACGACAUUGCUAUCCAUGGUGGAUUCCUCAAUUGGUGGAAAGACCGCGAUCGAUACGCCUUUGGGGAAGAAUCUGGUUGGAGCGUUUUGGCAACCGAAGAGAAUCUACAUAGAUUUGCGGUUCUUAGAAACCCUACCCGUUCGUGAGUUCAUCAAUGGCAUGGCAGAAGUAGUCAAAACUGCCGCUAUCUGGGACGAAGCAGAAUUCUCCGCACUAGAAGAUAAUGCGACUCUCAUCAUGACUACAAUUCGAGCCAAGAACACAGAUCGUUCUACAAGAUUAGCUCCUAUCCGAGAUAUACUGAAGAGGAUAGUACUGGGCUCGGCGAAGACCAAGGCAGAUGUUGUAACAGCAGAUGAGAGAGAAGGUGGAUUACGAAAUAUCUUAAACUUUGGUCAUUCAAUCGGACACGCAUUCGAAGCAAUCUUGACACCCCAAGUUUUACACGGAGAAGCUGUAGCCAUCGGUAUGGUCAAGGAAGCGGAGUUAGCUAGACAUUUGGGAGUUUUGAAGCCAGGAGCUGUCGCCCGUCUCGUCAAAUGCAUUGCAAGUUAUGGCCUUCCCACCUCUCUCGCAGACAAACGCAUUCAAAAGCUCACGGCAGGAAAGCCAUGCCCCGUUGACGUGUUAUUAGAGAAGAUGGGUGUUGACAAGAAGAAUGAUGGAAAGAAGAAGAAAAUUGUUCUACUUUCCGCCAUUGGUAAAACAUACGAACCCAAGGCUAGCAUCGUGGAAGACCGAGCGAUCCGGGUCGUUCUUUCCGAUUCGAUUGAGGUUAUCCCUGGGGUACCCAAGACCUUGAAGAUCGAGGUAACACCGCCCGGCUCCAAAAGUGUUUCUAACAGGGCUCUUGUACUUGCAGCUCUUGGUACCGGCCCUUGCCGAAUCAAGAAUCUUCUCCACUCAGACGACGUAGAGUUCAUGCUUACAUCAAUUGGUAAGCUUGGUGGUGCUACAUAUGCAUGGGAAAAUGCGGGCGAGGUUCUCUGCGUGCAAGGUAAAGGUGGCGAUCUUCAUGCGAGUCCGACGGAACUCUAUAUUGGAAAUGCAGGUACUGCAUCUCGUUUCCUGACAACCGUCGUCUCGCUGUGCAAACCUUCAGCCACAAUAAAGUCUACAGUUCUUACGGGCAAUGCACGAAUGAAAGUCAGACCCAUUGGCCCAUUAGUCGACUCGCUACGUGCCAAUGGUGUUGAUAUCGAUUAUCUUGAGAAGGAACACAGUCUUCCGCUCAAUGUUGCUGCUUCCGGUGGGUUCGCUGGAGGCGACAUCAAUUUAGCCGCGACCGUAUCAUCUCAAUACGUCUCGUCUCUUCUUAUGUGCGCUCCCUACGCCAAGAAUCCGGUAACUCUGCGUCUCGUUGGUGGGAAACCAAUCUCGCAACUUUAUAUUGAUAUGACGACAGCGAUGAUGGCCGCUUUCGGGAUCCACGUCGUACGAUCAAAGAUGGAAGAACACACCUACCAUAUUCCGCAAGGAGUUUACAAGAAUCCAGAAGAGUACGUAGUUGAGAGCGAUGCCAGCUCAGCAACUUACCCACUUGCUGUAGCUGCUAUCUCCGGAACUACUUGCACAAUCCCAAAUAUUGGCUCCAAGUCUAUUCAAGGGGAUGCCCGGUUCGCGAUCGAUGUUUUGAAACCAAUGGGAUGCACCGUAGUCCAGACGGAUUAUUCUACUACUGUGACUGGCCCUCCCAUUGGGACCCUUCAAGCUAUUAAGGAGGUUGAUAUGGAGCCAAUGACAGAUGCUUUCUUGACCGCAUCGGUAUUGGGCGCAGUGGCAAAGGGCACAACCAGGAUAAGGGGAAUUGCCAAUCAGCGUGUCAAGGAAUGCAAUCGAAUCAAAGCAAUGAAGGAUGAACUUGCAAAGUUCGGUGUGACAUGUCGUGAACUCGAAGAUGGAAUUGAAAUCGAUGGUCUACCAAUAAAUGAGUUAAAACACCCAGCAGAAGGUAUUCACUGUUACGACGAUCAUCGUGUGGCGAUGAGUUUUAGUGUAUUGUCUGUUGCUGCAAUCCAGCCAGUUCUCAUUGGAGAGCGCGAAUGUGUUGGUAAGACCUGGCCAGGAUGGUGGGAUAUCCUCUCGCAGUCAUUCCAAGUGGAACUUGCUGGCAAGGAAGUCAAAGCCACGCAUAACAAGAAAAGUGGAACCCCGGCGCUACCAGAUAAGUCUAUCUUCAUUAUCGGCAUGCGUGGAGCUGGAAAGACGACGGCUGGUGCAUGGGCUGCAAAGAUUCUUGGUCGUCCUUACAAAGACCUUGAUGUAGAACUGGAACGAGUCUCAGGAAUGCCAAUACCUGAUAUGGUCAGGUUGAAGGGCUGGGACGUUUUCAGAGCUGCUGAAUUAGAUCUUCUAAAGCACUGCCUGACUGAUCAGUCAGAGAAGCAUGUGUUCGCUUGUGGCGGCGGGAUUGUUGAGAUGCCCGAGGCACGAGAACUUUUGAAAAAUUUCCAUCAGUCUGGUGGAAUUGUUCUUUUGGUACACAGAGACACAGAGCAGGUCAUGGAUUAUCUUCGCAUAGACAAGACUCGACCUGCUUAUGUUGAGGACAUGAUGGGAGUCUACGUUCGCCGCAAACCUUGGUUCAACGAAUGCAGUAACUUUCAAUACCAUAGUAAGGGCGGCAGAUCUAGCGCUCUAUCCGUUGCAGAACAGGAUUUCGCCAGAUUCCUGCAUCACAUUUCAGGAAAGAAUUUACAUUUCGACGAGAUGCGAAACAAAUCACAGUCAUUCUUCGUUUCCCUCACGAUGCCGGAUAUAUCAGCGGCAGCGGAAAUAUUAUCUAGCGUUGUGGUAGGCUCUGAUGCCGUUGAAGUGCGGGUAGAUUUGUUGGAGGAUCCGUCUUCUACAAAUGGAAUUCCAGGCAUUGAUUUCUUGAGUGUUCAGAUUGCACAUCUGAGGUCAAUGGUUCAGUUACCUGUAAUUUUCACCGUGCGGACAGUAAGCCAGGGAGGUCGCUUCCCUGACGCUGCACACGAAGAGGCACUGAAUCUUUAUAAACUCGCUGUGAAGAUGGGCAUCGAAUAUAUCGACUUGGAGGUUGCUUUCCCCGACGAGCUUUUACAUGAAGUAACCGCGGCUAAAGGGUUUUCGAGAAUCAUAGCUUCGCAUCAUGAUCCUCAAGGAACUUUGUCGUGGAAGAAUGGUGGCUGGUUCCAGCACUACAAUAGAGCUCUUCAAUAUGGAGAUAUCAUCAAGCUUGUCGGAUCUGCCAAGAGUAUCGAAGAUAACUUUGCGCUUGCAAAUUUCAAAAAGACAAUGGCAGCAGCUCAUGAUACCCCUUUGAUCGCCAUCAAUAUGGGCGUCACGGGCAAAUUGAGUCGUGUCCUAAAUGGGUUCAUGACGCCAGUUUCGCACCCAGCAUUACCAUUCAAAGCAGCACCUGGCCAACUCUCUGCUGCCGAGAUUAGAUCAACUCUGUCGACCCUUGGAGAGAUAGAGCCAAAAUCAUUCUAUCUUUUUGGUACUCCUAUCUCCCAAUCGCGAUCACCUGCACUACACAACAGUCUUUUUAGACAAGCAGGUCUUCCUCAUCAAUACUCCAGGCUCGAAACCGAUCGUGUGGCUGAUGUACAAGAUGCCAUUCGUGCUUCGGAUUUUGGUGGCGCAUCUGUGACUAUUCCCCUGAAACUAGAUAUCAUACCACUCCUCGACUCGGUCACAGAUGCGGUGAAAGUUAUAGGCGCAGUCAACACUAUCAUCCCUACGCCGGAUAAUCCACCUCGUCUUAUUGGUGAAAACACGGACUGGCUGGGAAUGACUCACUCCCUCAUGUCUGCAUCUUACACCCCAUCACCCGUCGACUUACCUUCCCCCGCCCUCGUCAUUGGCGCUGGAGGUACAUCUCGUGCUGCCAUCUACGCCCUCCAUUCUCUUGGCCACUCCCCCAUCUACAUCGUCGCGCGUACGCCUUCCAAACUCGAAACUUUGAUCUCUUCAUUCCCUCCAUCCUUCAACAUCAUCCCACUACCAAGCACUGCCUCGGCCUCCGAACUCACUACUCCUCCUUCAGUUGCUAUUAGUACCAUUCCUGCAGAUCGCCCGAUCGAGAGCAAUAUGAGGGAGACCCUCGCCGUCUUGUUGAGACACGAGAAGCGGGAUGAGGGGAAACAGAGGACUUUGUUGGAAAUGGCAUACAAACCUUCGCAGACACCACUCAUGAGGAUGGCGGAGGAUGCUGGUUGGGUUGCGAUUCCUGGACUGGAGGUUUUGAGUGCGCAGGGUUGGUUUCAGUUUCAAAAAUGGACGGGAAUCCACCCAUUGUAUACUGAUGCUAGAGCAGCGGUUAUGGAUGUUAGCAUCGCUUAG